Molecule: messenger RNA, 1527 nt
Organism: Necator americanus (New World hookworm)
Lineage: Eukaryota; Metazoa; Nematoda; Chromadorea; Rhabditida; Ancylostomatidae
Exons: 12
Coding region: 1-1527 (508 amino acids)
Source: RefSeq, a predicted model, not a curated record
AUGAUGAGAUGCAUAUUGGCCCCUAAUUACUGGAUAUUCUUCAAUUUCCUGAUGAUGCUUACGAAUAUGGAACGUCUACGAAGCUACUCACGUGUCACGCAAAUGUUCCGAUCCGACACAACAUGUGAAUGUGAUGUUCCACCAAGAAUGACCACAUCAACCGGUUUAGCAACUAUUGGCGCUGAUCAGCUGCUCAAUGGUGUUGCUUCACGUCUUAUAUUUGAAGGACCACCAUGUGAUUCGUGGCCAUGUUGGAAUGAAGGUGAAUGUGUGGCAAAUGGUACUCGAGGAUAUUCUUGCCGAUGUUUACCUCAAUUCGUCGGUCGACACUGCCAAUUUCGGAAAAUGAGCAGUGAUGAAUUUCGUGUCGUUAAUGUACCAUCCUCAUCGAACUCGACCGGAUAUAUUUCAUCCAAGGAAAUGCUUAUGAAUUACAUUAGAAAUUUGAGUAAACCGGAACUUCGUAAGCUUUUAACACCGGUACGGGAAGGUCUACUCACGGAAAAUUCCGUUCUUCACAUGAACACACAAAACUUCUCCGUAGAUCACGUUGUAGUACCGAUAACCAUAUGUGAUCUAUUGGAUGAGCUCGGACCUACAUGGAAAAAAUGGAUACAUAUAGUUCCUGAUCUGACCUCAUUCGAUCCGCUCAAUAACGGCGAUGAAACGUAUCGAAACAUCCAUCAUGACGAGCACAUCCCUGAAUAUAAAUUACUGGAUUAUGUGCAUGACAUGGACAAGCAUCAAAAACGAUCACUGCUUAACCUCAUCCGUGAAGGAAUCCUCACAGAUGAAUGUUUCAUUAACAUAACUGACGCAUCAACUCCAGAAAGACUUCAGGCACCUAUUCCAAGGAUUGUAGAAGCGAUGAAAACAGCAGAAAAAAAUGUCCUUAGUAUGGAUUGUAAAAAACCGCUUACAUUAAGGAUUUUCUAUGCGAAACAUUAUUCUUCUGCUAGUUUUCAAAAUCAACAUAAAGCAGAUCUGGAUGUUCGAUCAUUGUCAGCUGGACGUUUUACAAUGCCAAUUUGGUAUUCUGCGUUAUUUUUUGUUAUGACUUUGGGAACUUUUGGUUCACAUAUUUGGUCACAAGUCACAAACUAUACGGAUAUGCAGGAUAGUCUUUCCCUAACAUUGCCUACAAUUAUUCUUGUAAUAUCCAGCCUUCUUAUUGGUCUCCUUCUCUAUCUAACAAUUUAUAUGGUAGGAUUUUUAUGCUGCUGUGAAAAUAAUUUCUCUGGCAAAGGACUUGUGACCGCUGAUCUCGACUACUCAUCAAUUUAUAUUCAUUUUUGCGAGUUGAACCAGAUAGAAAAGCGGAUCUAUGCAACAAAAGCUAUACAAUUUAUUCUAUUAUGGUAUACAAUGAUUCUUGCAAUUUAUGCUAAUCUUUACGAGUUAAAUAUUUAUCCAGCACUUGCUACUGUUCUAACGAAUGGUUUUGGAUUAAUGCUAUUUGCCAGAAUUGCUGAAUUCUUCCGACGAUGUCGACGAACAAGAAACGGUACUGCAAUCGCAGCACGAUAA